AACCAGAGCCAGGGGGCUUCUCCGGGGAGAAGGGCUUCCGUGGGGGGGUCCGCCGCCGCGCGGCAUGAAGAGGCGUCGAAAGAAGGCGCGCCGGGCGGUGAGAAGGCGCCGCCACGCCGGCGGCCCGGGCGCCGCUGACCAGCCGCGGGCUGCCCGGCGGGGGUUACCGCACGGCCGCGAGGCGCUGCGCGACCCCGAGUGGGUGCCCCGGGACGGGCUCAUCAUCAUCGGCAGGAGGAUGGAGCUGCAGGGCCGCAGGCACCCCAAGGCCAGCCUGUGGGACCUGAGGCCGGAGCCGGGGGAGUGGAGGCUGGACGUGGACGGAGACAGGGCGGGGCCCGCGCUGCGGGUGUCCGACGCGGAGGCCCCGUCCCCGGCCGCGAGCGCGGGCCUCGGCAGCCCACAGGGGGACCCCGCGGCGCCGACGCGGGCGGCCCGGGAGGCCGAGAAGGACCGGGCCCGGCUCCACGGCCAGAGCCCCGCGGAGGGCUGGCGGGCCCGACGCCAGCUGCUGGGCCCCAGCAAGGAGGACCUGAGCGCGGGCAGCGAGAGGCUGAGGCCGAGCGCAGAGAGGAUCAGCAGAGAGAGGCUGAGCGGGGAGAUGCUGAGUCUGAGUGGAGAGAAACUGAGGCUGAGCGAAGAGAGGCCCGGGAGGGAGCGGUGGGGGGUGGAGAAGAGGAGGAGUGGAGAACGGCGAGGCUCCAGUGCCGAGACGCGGGGCUCGGUGGAGGAGAGCCUGAGAUCCAGUAUGGAGGGGCGGAGAUCCAGCCCCGGGUCCCGGAGAUCCAGCACGCACCGGCGGAGAUCCAGUGCAGGGGGGCAAAGACCCAGCCUGGAGGAGCGGAGAUCCAGCACCGCCGGGGGGAGACCCGGCACGGAGAGCCGGAGAACCAGCAUGGCGAGCCGGAGAUCCAGCGUGGCGUGGCCGAGACCCGGCCCGGAGAGCCGGAAAUCCAGCGUGGCGGGGCCGAGACCCGGCCCGGAGAGCCGGAGAUCCAGCGUGGCGGGGCCGAGACCCGGCCCGGAGAGCCGGAGAUCCAGCAUGGCGAGCCGCAAAUCCAGCGUGGCGGGACGGAGACCCACCGUGGUGGAGCCCAAGCCCAGCAGGGAGAGGCGGAGAUCCAGCGUGGGGGAGCCGAGACCCGGCAUGGAGAGGCGGAGAUCCAUCUCAGAGAAGCAGAGAUCCACCGGCGAGAGGCGGCGAUCCAGCACGGAGACUCCGGAGACCAGUGGGAAGACUUUUCAAGAGUCAGAAGUGAAGGGUGGGAACGCAGAGUUGGAGGGAGACACGGAGGUGCCGUCAGAAGGGCUUAGCGAGCCCGAUACACUCCGGGGAGGAGCAGUUGAGGAAGACGAGGGCGAGAUAGAACGAGAGAUUAUGGAGAACGAGGAGGAAGACUUGCCUGAAGAGGAAGAUAUUGAUGAUGAAGCCAAUGAUGGAGAAAAUGGAGAGACGGAAGCCCAAGAAGGAUAGAGCAGUUGGGAAGGGAAGUAGGAAAAGUCCACGGGGAGCCAAACAACAUCGUUACUGACCCCGAAGGAGCAAAUCCAAGACAGGAAAGAGGAGUUAGAGAAAGGAACAUGGAGAAGAAGAUGAGGUGGGGCCGGAGGGUGGGAGGCCAGGUCCAAAGGCAGUGAGUCCAAGAGCAGGAAAUGGGAACCUGCUGAGGCGGGAAAAAAAAAGGUUUAAGAACAUGUUGAUGGUUAGAAGCGACUCGCCUACUGGUUUCUUUGAGAACAUCAAGAAGCAGCAGCAGCAAUUGGGGAAAAGUUAGAGAAAUGCCUUUGGGAUGCGCCCCAAGGUCUCGGCUCACACCCCGUUGGAUCCUUGAAAUGUAGGAGAAAGUGUCGCAAGACAAGGGCAAACCAGGCCAAGGGGUAGGUGGGGAAGGGUGCAGAAGAUGAUGUGGGCUGAGACACGGCAAUUUUGUGAAAGUGGGUCCUGAAGAAGAACCACAGUUUCCAGAGUGACAAAAGAGAAGACAAUAAAUGAAAGGACAAAGUCUGCGCCCCUGAGAUCCUCCACUUCCGGCCUGCUGGUGACUCCAAACACGCUCAUCACCCCUGGGGACCCAGGCUGCUUCCAGUCAGUGGGUCUCUCCCAAAGACUGCACCCCUGCACGGUAUAGAAAUUCUCAGCCGAACAAGAGGGCCGCUUCUUAGCCGCAUUUGACUUUCUCCUGGGCCACAGGAAGACGAAGGAGCAGAUGGAGAUACUGAGAAACGGCAGCCACUUUGCUUCUCCCAGCUCACGAGGGUCCCUCAGGGGAGCCAGGCGCUCAGCCCAGCCGGGGAAACAACCAGACGGGGCAAGAGAGAGUUUGGCAGCCUGGCCCGGAGGCCCCGCCGCCCUACUGGACACAGCCUUCACCCCGGACCCCCAGAACGCAGGGAGGUGACCGUGUUCUGCAGCGCCACCGCCACCUUCUUGGAGGUCUUGCGCAGCAGCGGGCUGUCGGGGUGGCGCUCCUUGAGGUGCAGCACGUGGCCCUCCUGGCUCUCCGAGGUGCAGCCGCACUCCUCGCACACGUACAGCUUGGCGCGCCGCUCCUUGUACGCGUACUUCUGCUGCACGCCGUGGAUCUUCUUGAGCCUCAGACUGCUGAGCGAGGACACCCCCCCAAAGCCGGGGCCCCCCACCCCCACCCCCAUUCCGGGAGGACAGCAGCAGCGUCAGCUGACCUGGGCGCAGGGGUGACGGCCCACUGGCAGACAGGAAGCCCCUGCGUGAGACAGCCUCGCACCACGGCACCCCUGCUGCCCACCCCCAGGCCCGCGGAUCGGCUGGCACUGCCCAAAAGGAAGCCGGUGGCAGUGGCUGGCCGGCAGAGGUGGCGGCGCUGCAAACAGGCACACGGGAAGGCACCCACACGGACGCAAGGGGCGUCCAGCCCACACGGGGACGGGGCAGUGGGCUCUGGGCCGCGUCCAGGUGGAGAGCACCCCACACCUGCCCCCGGGAUGACCAUCUGGUGCGGCGGGCCCUGGGCCAGCGGGCGGGGCAGCAGCUGGGCGAGGCACCUGCGUGCAGCAUCCCGGGUGCCGAGGGCCACAUGUCCUCAGGGGCCCCAGGCCGGCCUGCUUGGCCUAUGUGCCUGGCCUGGACUGAGGGGGACCAGGCUUCCCCGAGAGGCGGAGCUGCAGGGCACCUUGCCGUGGGCUCCAGGCAGGGCAUCCGAAGUGGGGGGGGAAGCGCCCCCUUCCGGCUCUGCCGCUCCCCACAUCUCUGCCCGCUGUGGCCCCGGCUGCCCCCUUCCCCGUUUCUGGAAAUGACCGGGAACCCCCAAGGGGUACACACCUUCAGCGACCCCCUCCCAGAGGGCCUCCUGGCCCCACCGAGCCCCAGGCACCAAGGUCUGCCCCACCCCCAGACUGUGCGAGCAGCACAACAACACAACAAACCAAGAUGACAAGAGCCUCGGGUCCUGCCAGCCCUUGCUGCCAGCAGCCAGUGACCCCGCUGGCCAGGACUCGGAGCCUGGGAUGGGCAAGAUUCUAGAACUGGGCCCCAGGGGCUGGCGGGCUUCAGCCUGGGACGGUCCUUACAGAGGUGCUGGGGGUCUCAGAAGACCCCCCCGCAGGGAAGUCACACCUCAAACGCCUUCCUGUCCCCCCCUCUGCAGAGCGGGGUCAGGGCUUAGCUGGUCACAGCGUGCUGGGCUGGGAGUGAGGGAAACGUGUCCAGUCGGCUCCCGGGGUCACGCUCGGCUGGUGAUGGAAUGGCCCAGCCAAGGGACAGGCCACCACAAACACCACCCCCCGCCCCAGCCAGCGGAGGCACCCGAGCGUGGCCCCAGAACAUUCCCUCUCAUUUCCAAAACCUGUGGGAAAACAUCCUGGGGGCCGCGGGCUUUGGAGAGGCCGAGCCGAAUCCUUUGACUUCUCCCC
This is a messenger RNA of Sorex araneus (European shrew), 3888 nucleotides long. RefSeq names its product serine/arginine repetitive matrix protein 3. NCBI's taxonomy places the organism in Eukaryota, Metazoa, Chordata, Mammalia, Eulipotyphla, Soricidae. Bases 65 to 1474 code for a protein of 469 amino acids. The record is from RefSeq and is a predicted model, not a curated record. The transcript has 6 exons.